This is a messenger RNA of Kalmanozyma brasiliensis GHG001, 942 nucleotides long. Its product is annotated as Ysc84 actin-binding domain protein. Gene Ontology annotation, molecular function: actin filament binding; phosphatidylinositol binding. NCBI's taxonomy places the organism in Eukaryota, Fungi, Basidiomycota, Ustilaginomycetes, Ustilaginales. The coding region runs from base 1 to 942 and encodes 313 amino acids. The record is from RefSeq and is a predicted model, not a curated record. The transcript is spliced from 2 exons. Gene Ontology annotation, biological process: actin filament bundle assembly; actin cortical patch localization. Gene Ontology annotation, cellular component: actin cortical patch.
AUGUCGUUCCUGGACAAGUUCCGCACAGCAGCGCAGAAAGCGGGAGUGCAAGCCAACGCCUUUGCCCAACAGACGGGCAAGGCGAUCAACGAGCAGGCGGCUACCGCCCGAGCAGGCUUUUCGUUGCCUAAAGAGUGUGAGCGGGCGGCGACGAUCCUGCAGGCCUUCCUCGCCGACCCAGAUCAUCCCGACUCAGCGCUCAACUCGAUCCCCAAAGCCGUGCUCCAGCAGGCCAAAGGUCUGGCCGUAUUCAGCGUGAUCAAGGCCGGCUUUGUGUGGUCGGGCAAGAUCGGUAGCGGCGUCGUCAUCGCCCGUUUGCCGGAUGGGAGCUGGUCCGCCCCAAGCUGCAUCGGUACUGGUGCUGUGGGAUUCGGCUUGCAGAUUGGCGCUGAUCUGACCGAAUUUGUCGUCGUCAUGAACAGCGACGAGGCCGUAAAGGCGUUUGCGUACGCAGGGAACCUUACGAUCGGUGGCACGCUCUCCGCUGCUGCAGGACCCAUCGGUACCGGUGGUGAUAUCCGCAUCGCCAUCCGCGACCCAGCUCCGCUUUUCACGUACUCGAGAUCUAAGGGUCUCUUCGCGGGCAUUUCACUGGAGGGAACCGUGCUCGUCGAACGCAAGGAGACGAACAAGGACUUCUACGGUCAACCGAUCCCAGCGGUGGAUCUGCUGAUGGGAAAGGUACCCGCACCGGAAGCGGCGAGCGCCAUGUACGAGGUCGUCGAGGCGGCAGAGAUGAUGGACGAGAGCGGCGUGCCGCAGCAGUCGUACGUGCCCACAGGCGAGCCUGGACAGGCAGCGCCGGUCGCUGGAUACGAUCUGUCGGGCGCUCAGGCUGCGGCGCCGGGUCCGGCUGCGGGUGCAGUGCCAACAGGGUCAACGACCGCGCCCACAGGUGCAGCAACGGCCAACAAGCCCAUCUUCGAUUCCGAGAAGCACUAA